AUGUACACUAAACUCCUCUAUGCUGUAUUGUCAGUAACCGGUCUCAUAUGUCUCGGAGCCAUCAUGUCGUAUGUGCGGCUGAUCCUCGAAAUCGAUCAGUUUCGGGACGAUCUUCUGAGGAGUUCCGAUGAAUACAAAGUGCUGUCAUCUCGAGUAUGGGGAGAAAUCGUAAUGGAGUCCGGUAAGGCAGCAAGAGUCAAGCGGUCGCAACCAGUAUUUGCGGACUUCGAUUGCCCUGCUGGUCGUCCCGGACCACCUGGAGAACCUGGAUUACCCGGAGGUGAACCUGCUUUUGAUUUUUUUUUUGUGUUUACGACACUGUUGGAAAUUUCAUUGGCGACAAAACCCACUGGAAGAAACCAUGCUUUCCUACCAGUAACUGACAGGGGAAUUUUAAUCCGCUCUGUUGGUGGACUUACUUUCUGA
Haemonchus placei is the source of this 426-nucleotide messenger RNA. The record is from the annotation of a GenBank genome assembly. Lineage: Eukaryota; Metazoa; Nematoda; Chromadorea; Rhabditida; Trichostrongylidae.